Symbiodinium pilosum is the source of this 1824-nucleotide messenger RNA. Lineage: Eukaryota; Dinophyceae; Suessiales; Symbiodiniaceae. The record is from the annotation of a GenBank genome assembly.
AUGGACUCUGAAGGUCUCCAUCUCUUUGUCCUUGACAACUUCCGGAGGAUCCGAUACAUUGAGCUCUAUCUCAAGAAGAAGACGGUGACCACCCUUGUUGGCGGUGCCUGCCGGGCAGUGUCUCGGUGGACAGACUACCAUUCGAUCAUCCAGCGUCGGGUGGGCUGCCAUCCAGACUGGAAGGCCACAGCUGCUGGGGAACCGGUGAACGUCUUCGUCUCCGGUGAGGGUGUUUUCUUCUGUGCCGGGCACAAGGCCACCUGCGCACCUCGUGAUCACCCUGGUUUGGCAGACCGCCUUGCGCCCCAGCUCCUCUCUGAGGCAUAUGCGCAGCAGCUGCUGGCGGGCGUUCCUCCAGAAGAUCCUUACGACAUGCCUCUGGUGUUGUCGGUCCACUCGGCCCGCAGCCAUGAGCGUCGCUCAGACAAAACUAGGUCUGUGGCUGCCCUCAGCCCUGUUCAGGGUGCGCCAGCCCUGCGUGGCGCUGAGGCUCCAAGCCAAGGGCGCCAGGGCUCUACUGCGGCCGCCGUGGGCGCUGCUGCGCUCUGUCUGGGAGCCUCGCUGGCCCGCCGGGCGGGCGCUGAGAAGCGCUCCGCCCGUGGUGCCCGGGUGGCUACCAAGGCGCUGGGCUCCAUUGAGCAGUUCAAAGUCUUCGGCCCUCCAGAGGAUCCUUUCGUCAUCGAGACGGACAAGGUCCUCGGUGUCGGCGGGCAGGGAACUGUGUACCUGUGCCACAAGCAGAGCACCCCCAAUGUGAAGCAUGCCGUGAAGACCAUUCCCAUCUGGCGCCUGCUGAUGGACCCCUCCUGCGACGAGAAGAUUGCCGACAUCCGAAAGGAGACCGAGGUGCUCAUGAAGAUUCAGGGCCACCCCAACAUUUGCUCUUGCCUGGGCUGCUUCGAUGCUUACCGGCCAGGCACUUCUCAGGCGCAGUACAUCAUGAUCGUUAUGGAGCUUGUCGAUGGCGGAGAGCUUGCAAGCUACAUCAAAGAUGGCCAGAACUUCCUCCCAGAGGAUGUCGUGAAGAGCGUCACCAAGCAGGUUGCUAUGGGCCUCAAGUUCAUCCACGAGAAGGACAUCGUCCACCGAGACCUCAAGGCUGAGAACGUCCUGGUCUGCUCCCAGCAGCUCACUGCUCAGACCCCCGUCAAGCUGAUUGACUUUGGCGUGGCCAAGAACCUCGAGCAAACCGUGGCCCGAAGCUGUGUCGGCACCACCGAGAUCAUGGCACCGGAGCUCGUGGGUGCCAAGAUGAUGAUCGCACCGAAGGGUGUGGCACUGGCCAAGCAUGGCCCCUAUACCUUUCAGCCUCCCCAGCAGCAGAGCCCGGGCUUCGGAAUCGUCACACAGCGGCCUGACGGCAAGGGCGCCAUGGUCAACGGCAUUGAGCCUGGGGGCCAGGCCGCGGGCUUCAACGUGGGCGACGGCUGGGCCAUCUCCCACAUCAACGGAACUGAGAUCCUGGAGAUGCCCUUCGUGAAGGACUUCAACGAGCUUGGAGCCGGAACACAGGGUGGUGUCACCGCGAUUACAGAGAUCCUUGGUGGACUUUCCGCGCCAUUCACAGUAGAGUUUGUGGAGUUGCCCAAGCGCGAGUUCACAAAGGCCGUGGAUCUCUGGAGUCUGGGAUGCACCAUGUAUCUCAUGCUCACCGGCCUCAAGCCCUUCACGGAUGAGGAGAAGAUCGUGAACGUUGAGUAUGACCAGGCACCCUUGGCACGCUGCUCCCCGCAAGCCCAGGAGUUGGUCAAGAGCCUCCUGAAGCUGAACCCGGCAGAGCGGCCGACCAUCGACCAGGUCUUGGCACAUCCUUUCUUGCAGUAA